Molecule: messenger RNA, 225 nt
Organism: Eimeria mitis
Lineage: Eukaryota; Apicomplexa; Conoidasida; Eucoccidiorida; Eimeriidae
Exons: 2
Coding region: 1-225 (74 amino acids)
Source: RefSeq, a predicted model, not a curated record
AUGCAACCAGCAGCAGCAGCAGCAGCAGCAGCAGCAGAGGCCGCAGCAGCAGCAGCAGCAGCAGGAGCGGUGAAAGAUAUGCAGCAGCAGCUGCAGCAGCAGCAGCAGCAGCAGCAGCAGCAACAGCAGCAGCAGCAGCAGGCCACAAGCAGCAGCAGCAACUGCAGCAGCAGCAAACAACAGGCUGCCGAGAGGACGAUAGAAAGAAGAAAAAGAAAUAAAUAA